Messenger RNA from Mercurialis annua (annual mercury), 1650 nucleotides. RefSeq names its product alpha/beta hydrolase domain-containing protein WAV2. Gene Ontology annotation, molecular function: serine-type peptidase activity; palmitoyl-(protein) hydrolase activity. The coding region runs from base 136 to 1083 and encodes 315 amino acids. Gene Ontology annotation, biological process: proteolysis. Gene Ontology annotation, cellular component: membrane. The record is from RefSeq and is a predicted model, not a curated record. The transcript has 8 exons. NCBI's taxonomy places the organism in Eukaryota, Viridiplantae, Streptophyta, Magnoliopsida, Malpighiales, Euphorbiaceae.
CACCGUCCAUAUUGCUCUUUCUAUUGAUUUUCCGAUUUCCAAAAAGAAUAAAACGCACCAAAAUUCAUUUCUGUUAAAAGAAACAGAAACAGCUGAAAAAUUCAGCAACCAACACCACCACCAGCAGCAGCUAAAAUGGUGUCGUACGUGAGUGUGCUGCUGUACGGAGUCGGUGGUAUAGUGGUAGCCGGAAUGGCGUUGCUGGUGGCGUUUCAAGAGAAGUUAGUCUACGUACCCGUAUUACCCGGACUCACCAAAUCCUACCAAAUUACUCCCGCCCGACUCCGCCUCCUUUACGAAGACGUUUGGCUUCGAUCCUCCGAUGGGGUCCGCCUUCACGCUUGGUUCAUCAAGAUUUUCCCUGAUUGCCGAGGUCCGACCAUUUUGUUUUUCCAGGAGAAUGCAGGAAAUAUUGCACACCGUCUUGAAAUGGUCCGCAUUAUGAUACAAAAGCUGCAUUGCAAUGUCUUCAUGCUUUCAUACCGAGGUUAUGGAGAAAGUGACGGUUACCCUUCUCAACAUGGAAUCGCCAAGGAUGCUCAGGCAGCACUUGAUCAUCUUUCUCAAAGGACUGAUAUUGAUACCUCUAGAAUAGUUGUGUUUGGGAGAUCACUGGGUGGUGCAGUAGGAGCUCUCCUGACAAAAAAGAAUCCUGAUAAGGUUGCUGGGCUGAUACUGGAAAACACUUUCACGUCUAUUCUGGACAUGGCUGGAGUCUUACUGCCCUUUUUAAAGUGGUUUAUUGGAAGUAAUCAUUCAAAAGGUCCAAAAAUUCUUAAUUUUCUUGUGCGUUCUCCAUGGAGCACCAUUGAUGUCGUAGGCCAGGUUAAGCAGCCAAUCCUUUUUCUCUCGGGGUUGCAAGAUGAAAUGGUUCCCCCAUCUCAUAUGCAGUUGCUUUAUGCUAAGGCCGCUGUUCAUAACAAAAAUAGCAGCUUUGUGGAAUUUCCCACUGGCAUGCACAUGGACACCUGGCUCGCCGGAGGUGAUGAAUAUUGGAGAACUGUACAGCAGUUCCUUGAAAAAUAUGUUCCCGAGAAUAAAGAAAAUGAUUCUUACAAUGAUAAAGAUUUGAAUGGGAGGUGACUUGUUGCAUGUUGAAUUUUGAGAAGAUAUGAUUUAGCUGACGACGUAGGUCCUCAAAGCAUUUGUGCCUUUUUGUUUUUGAAGCUGCAGCCCAUAAAAGCUCUCUGUGAGGAGUUGAAGCCUGCCCUUAGAUGUAACCAUUCAUGUCAGUCCAGCACCAUUCUGGUUUUAUCCCUGAUAUUCAUUUUUGUCAUUGUAUGAAAGCUUCAGCAGAUCAAAAAGUGUAAACUCUACAACUCUUUGACAUAUACAUCUUUGUUAGUUAGUCACAACUGACCUGAUUGUACGAAUCAGAUAAUCCGCAAGUCCAAAUAUAGUCCGUUCAUGUAACCGAGUGCUGGCAUAUUUAGAGACAAUUGUUGAUUGUCUACUUUGUAUUGUCAUAUGAUAGUCCUGCAACAGAAUUUCACCAUUAAGUGGAGAGAUUUGAAAAAUGCUUUAGUGGUUGCUGAUGGAUGAUGGAUUGCACAGACAAUGCUGCUGUAUACACAUGUACAUUGUCGUGAUGGGAUUGGUAAAUUUGCAUGCAUUAAUGUCACAAGGACCUUAUCAAUGUUUUUCUGUUUU